AUGAAUUUUUCGGAAAAUAUUUCUGGUUGUACCGGUAGUGAUAAAUAUACUGAUAAGACACUGUUAGAUGUAUCUGAAUUUCUGGUACACCCUAAAGGUGGAUACUAUGAAAAUCUGAGGAUCAUCGUCUCCAGCGAGAACAUCAAGCCCGAUUCGCCAACGCCCCCACACCUCAAAACUUACAAGCUAUCGAUGCUCGACCAGAUCCACCUGAAGAAAUCCCUUUUAGUUCUUCUUACCCGAUUCUACCCUUUCGCCGGGAGAGUCAACGUCGACGACAACGGUCACUCCAUCGACUGCAGCGACCAGGGAGUUCAUUUCACAGUCGCCAAGUUCCCCGGCCACAAUCUGUCCGAUCUGCUAGAAAAUCCAGAUCGCACGGAUUUGCCAAGCCUCCUCGUACCAGGGGUUGACUUCAUUUGGCAGGAGAUUGACCCGGAGUCAAGGGUCCUGAUGAUCCAAGUCAACUAUUUCGACUGCGGCGGCAUCGCCAUGGGAGUUGUUUUCUGGCAUAAGCUUGCUGACGCUACAACUAUCACAAAUUUUUUGAGGUCUUGGGGAAAUGCCAAUCGAGGAUCUAAACAUGGUGUCUGCCCUAACUACAUCUCCCAAUAUCUCUUCCCCCACAGACCCGAAUUGACCGACCAUUCUCAUUUCCCGACAAGGCUUCAGGUGUCGGCCAAAUGGGCAUUGAAGCGUUAUCGUUUUCGACGCCUCUACAAUUUCAGUCCUUCAGAGCGAAUCUUCUUGCAGCGUAAAAAAUGCUACAAAGCAUCCCUCGAAAAUGGCAAAUCAGAAUCCUUCGUGCUGCUGGCAGUUGAUCUGAGAAGGAAAGCCCGGCCGCCUUUUCCGUCCGACUGCUUCGGUAAUUUCCUCUCAUCGACGGUAGCAGCAAGUGGAAACCAUGAUCGGACAGAUCUGACGAGAAAAUUGAGGGAUGCAAUAAGCAGGAUCGACGAAACUAGUGUUACCAGUCUGCAAGGCCAUGGGGAUGGCGGCCUUGAAAGUUUUUACCGAAACAGAUCAUUAACCCCUAAAGCGUCGGAUGUUCUUGUUAUCUCGAGCUUGUGCGGUUUCGGGACUUACGGCCUCGAUUUUGGAUGGGGAAAUCCAGUUUGGAUUGCACCGCGUUGCGAUACGAGCAGUGAUUUCAAGUCGAAGUCGCUUCAGAUGGCACAUUCAGUGUGGCUAAUGGACACGAGACUCGGGCAUGGAGUAGAGGCUCUAGUCACUCUUAAAGAGGAGUACAUGCCGGUGUUUGACCGUGCCAUGAACGAGCUCCGGGACCUUGCUACACUCUACUAUCGACGAAUUUUGAAGAUGCGAUUGGACUUAGGAAUUGGGGAGAAGAAGCACGAUGGGAAAGGGUCCGAGGCGAAGGAAAUGAAAGCUUGCGUUGAUAUAGGGAGAGCCGAAGAGGUGAUUGGAGAUGCGUAG
This is a messenger RNA of Andrographis paniculata, 1437 nucleotides long. Its product is annotated as stemmadenine O-acetyltransferase-like. The coding region runs from base 1 to 1437 and encodes 478 amino acids. The record is from RefSeq and is a predicted model, not a curated record. Lineage: Eukaryota; Viridiplantae; Streptophyta; Magnoliopsida; Lamiales; Acanthaceae. The transcript is spliced from 5 exons.